Messenger RNA from Mollisia scopiformis, 1015 nucleotides. RefSeq lists its product as uncharacterized. The transcript is spliced from 2 exons. The coding region runs from base 246 to 890 and encodes 214 amino acids. The record is from RefSeq and is a predicted model, not a curated record. Lineage: Eukaryota; Fungi; Ascomycota; Leotiomycetes; Helotiales; Mollisiaceae.
CUCAUGUUGAUCAUAUUGGUUCUACAUUCGUGUAGUAUGCACUCAGCCACAGCUACUUCGUAGUCGCUUCAGCCUCGUACGUCAUAAUCCUACAACGAAUCAUAACUCCAAACAGAAGCACGUUUUCUUCGAGUUCUGGUGUAUGAAUUUCCUUUUAAGCUUCUAAGUAUGCAAUAUAUUACGAUGUUAUUUCAUUUCAAUCGUGCUUGGCAUCUUGGCAACACUAUCACAACCCAUAACACAAAAUGUUCAAAGCCAACGGUCCUCCGCCUACGCAACUGUCAUACGACGACGAGCCCCCAACCUUCUACGACCACCUCCCCGCCUACGAAGAUGUAACCUCCUACCAAGACCCCACCCUCGGCACAACCCUAACCCUCGACCCAACCGGCCAAUCCAUCAUCACGCUCCCGCUCUCCUCCUCCUCCCCACCCCUCUACACACUCAGCACCUCCCUCCUACAGGUAACCUCCUUCAGCGCCGUCAAAAUCCUCGCCCCCGACUCCACGCCCCUCUACUCCAUCAGCGAGCAAUUCAUCACCCCCAUCCACACGCCCGUGCCCUCCAUCUACAAAAACGUCACGGCAUUCCGCUCCACCGGCCUCGCGGCCCGCAUCGGGCUCCGGAAGGUCGUCUGGGAUUUCUUCACCCAGAUCCCGAUCCCGGUGGACAAAGAUGGGAAGGCGGUAAAAGAUGGGGAGCCGGCAGCGGGCGGCGCGUGGCUGCAUGUCGAUGGCAUGGAUUUGGGGAAGGAGAAGCUGAUUUUGAGGUUCAAAGAGGGGAAGUGGUUGGAUCCGGAGAUGAUGCAUUUUUUGGUCAGUGCUUGGUGUGUGGUUUUUUGGAAGGAGGUGGGGAAGAGGGUUAAGCAAUUUAAGCAGAAAGGUGUAUGAUUUUCCUUUUACGGAAGAGAUGAUUGGGAGUCGUACGGCUUUGUGGCGUUCGAAUGUGGGUGUCUCUCUAUCAAGAUUCGGAAAGGAAAGUUAAUUUUUCGGGCUAUAUCAAUUUCAUUGCUAAC